Molecule: messenger RNA, 759 nt
Organism: Aspergillus ibericus CBS 121593
Lineage: Eukaryota; Fungi; Ascomycota; Eurotiomycetes; Eurotiales; Aspergillaceae
Exons: 2
Coding region: 1-759 (252 amino acids)
Molecular function (GO): lyase activity
Source: RefSeq, a predicted model, not a curated record
AUGAGCGUCAAUCACUCUGAGCCUCCCAGUUACCUAUCCGCUGAUUGGAUUUUACCCGUCAGCUCGGCCGGUAUACUCCUUUGGUGCAUCAGCUACGUCCUCAUGAUCCGCGAGGGCAUCCGCACCAAAUCUUACACGAUGCCACUCUUCGCUCUGGCCAACAACUUCGCCUGGGAGAUAGUCUUCACACUUCAUUUCGCAGAUACUCCCAUCAAAACCUCUGCCUUCGUAGCGUGGGCUGUCAUAGACGUGGGCCUCGUCUGGCAGACACUGAAAUACGGCAAGUAUGAAUGGGAGCAUGCACCGCUUGUGCGAGACAACCUGGGGAAGAUAUUCUUGAUGCUUACGUGCUGGUGCACACUGGGACAUUGGCUCUUCCUCGACUGGUGGUUUAGCAGGUUCGGCGAUCCGACGGAGUGCAAGUUCUGGGAUGGAGGGCUCUCGCAGUUGUUCAUCUCGGUAUUGUCGCUUAAUCAGUUGAUUACGCGGGGGCAUACGGGUGCGAACUCGAUAGCUAUCUGGCUCACUCGGACCUUCGCAACGAUCCUCAUGCCCUACAUCCCACUCUUCUGGCGGACCUAUACAUGGCCGGAUAAAUAUUCCUAUGUCCAUAUGCCGCUGGGAGUCUACCUAUGGUUAACCGCGUUGGUUUGCGAUCUUCUCUAUGGCAUUCUGCUUGUCUACAUCAGCGGGAGGGAAAGAGUCUUGCCCGACGGCCGAAAGGUUUCUAUCUACGCUGGGCAUAAAAAAGCUGAAUAG